AUGUCGUUCAUUUCAUUACGCUCGCUCUCGACCAGAGCCAUCCAGAUCACCAACAACAAGAAUGCCGCCCUCCUCAACUGCACCCGUCUCUACACCGCCGCCUCGACUCCCGCAAAGUUCGCGACCAUCGACGAGUCUGCCCGCGCCCAGAAGCAGAUGGUCUAUGGACGCGACCUCUCUGCUGCUGCCAACAACGCCCACGGAGAACUUCGCUUCGACUGGAAGAAGGAGGAGAUCGACGCUAUCUACCAUUCCCCCAUCAUGGAGUUGUUGUACCACGGCGCCAAUGUCCACCGCAUCCACUUUGACCCUCUCGCCGUUCAGCAGUGCACCCUCCUGAGCAUCAAGACCGGAGGCUGCAGCGAGGACUGCAAGUACUGCCCCCAGUCCUCCUCCUACUCCACUGUCGUCAAGGCCCAAAAGAUGCUCGACACCGGCGAGGUCCUCGAGGCUGCCCGUGCUGCCAAGGCCGCUGGAUCGACUCGCUUCUGCAUGGGUGCUGCCUGGAGAGAUCUUGCUGGCCGCAAGUCCAACUUUAAAAAGAUUGUUGGAUUCGUCAAGGAGAUCAGAGCGAUGGACAUGGAGGUGUGCUGCACAUUGGGCAUGUUGAACGACGAGCAGGCAGGUCAGCUCAAGAACGCCGGCCUCACAGCCUACAACCAUAACCUCGACACCUCGCGCGAGUACUACCCCAAGAUCAUCACCACCCGCUCUUACGACGAGCGUCUCGAGACCAUCUCCAAGGUCCGUGAGGCCGGUAUCUCGGUCUGCUCCGGAGGAAUCAUCGGUCUCGGAGAGACCGACACCGAUCGCGUCGGAAUGCUCCAUACCCUCUCUACCAUGCCUGCUCACCCCGAAUCUGUCCCUGUCAACGCUUUGCUCGCUGUUGAGGGUACCCCCUUGGAGAAGCAGGAGCCGGUCAAGGUCUGGGAUAUGGUCCGUAUGAUUGCGACCGCCCGUAUUAUUAUGCCCAAGACUAUGAUUCGUCUUUCUGCCGGUCGUGUUCGUUUCACGGAGCCUGAGCAAGCGUUGUGCUUCAUGGCUGGUGCCAACUCCAUCUUUACUGGUGAUAAGUUGUUGACGACGCCUAACAACAAGUUUAACGCGGACCAGCAGAUGUUUGAUACCCUCGGAUUGGUGCCCAAGGCUGCCAGCUUCAAGGUCGACCUCGCUGCCGACUCGCCCGUCAACGAGAAGAAGGAAUGCUGCGGACACGACCACCCCCACGCAUAA
Messenger RNA from Linnemannia hyalina, 1233 nucleotides. The record is from the annotation of a GenBank genome assembly. Lineage: Eukaryota; Fungi; Mortierellomycota; Mortierellomycetes; Mortierellales; Mortierellaceae.